AGAUAGUGCGAUCGAUAUUUUGACUUAUGACUAGAUUUAUUAUAAAUAUACAAUAAAAAGCCCCAAGCCAAGGGCCAAGCAAAACAUUUCACCACCGAAAAUAAUGGUGAAAAAUCUGUGGAUCGUCCUUAUCUUAUCGAGCGAGGUGGACACGCGACGACAACUAAUCGGAGCAGAGCAGUAUUGCUAACUCACAAUAUUGAUAAACAAAGUGGAGGCCAGAACUUACUAACAAGGAAGAACUUCAAAAUAGGGCCAUGUCCGAAUCGGGAAUCAAGAAGCUGAGUCAGGAAAGGACUCGUGAGUGGUUGGAUAGUCAGGCGGCAUCUGCCGAGGAUGAGGAACUGGAGUCCAUAGCCGAAUCCUCUGUUGUCGACAGUCUGGAUUACGAUUACACUGAGUACGAGGAUGACGGUGAUCAAAAUACCAGCGAGGAAAUCAGUACCAUGACCUUAGGAACACAAAUUGCCACCAAAAAACAAAACAUAAUAAGCGAUACAAUACGCGACCUCAUGAAUUCAAUCAACAGCAUUCAGACUUUGGGCAAUGUUAAUAUCAGCAAUUCAACAAACGUGCAUAUUGGCAAUGUAACCAAUAUCAAUGGAAAUAUACAAAUCAUAGCUGAAGGUCUUAGCCAAAAUCGGCGAGAUCGCCGAAAUGCUUCGCCAAAAGCUCGAAAUUCCAACACGCAUUUCGAUUAUGAUUAUCAGGAUGAAUCGGAGGAAAGAGUACAAUCAGAUGUGUUCAUUCGACGGCAGAAAUUCAAAAUACCCAAAGAGCUGUGCUCCAUAAUUCCAAGACACUCGUGGCUGGCGCAAAAACCCAUGGAAGAUCCACAGCCUUUGCAGCUGCCGGUGAAAUAUGUUGUCAUUUUACACACUGCCACCGAGAGCUCUGAGAAACGAGCGAUCAACGUAAGACUUAUCCGUGAUAUGCAAUGCUUCCACAUAGAGUCGCGUGGUUGGAAUGACAUUGCAUAUAACUUUUUAAUCGGCUGUGACGGUAAUAUUUAUGAAGGACGCGGAUGGGAAGCCGUGGGUGCCCAUACACUAGGAUAUAAUAGAUUAUCGCUCGGGAUUGGUUUUAUAGGCUGCUUUAUGAAAGAGCUUCCUACGACAGACGCACUAAACAUGUGUCGCAAUCUUUUGGCCCGCGGCGUGGAGGAUGGGCACAUAGCUUCCGACUAUCGCCUUGUUUGCCACUGCCAAUGCAACUCGACUGAAAGUCCUGGCAGGCGAUUAUACGAGGAGAUUCAAACGUGGCCCCACUUCUACAAUAUCGAGGAGGAGGAACAAUAAAAGCAAGAGCAAGACAAUGCACAAAUUACUUGAUUUCAAUGCACCUGAGUUACGCUUACAUCACCAUUAAAAGUUAUACACCCUUUGAAAGGGUAUAAAAAUAAACAGUGCUUCGUUAAGCAA
Drosophila ficusphila is the source of this 1421-nucleotide messenger RNA. RefSeq names its product peptidoglycan-recognition protein LE (gene PGRP-LE). The record is from RefSeq and is a predicted model, not a curated record. The transcript has 5 exons. Gene Ontology annotation, molecular function: zinc ion binding; N-acetylmuramoyl-L-alanine amidase activity. The coding region runs from base 258 to 1298 and encodes 346 amino acids. Gene Ontology annotation, biological process: peptidoglycan catabolic process. NCBI's taxonomy places the organism in Eukaryota, Metazoa, Arthropoda, Insecta, Diptera, Drosophilidae.